AAUCGCUUAAUUGUCAGCAUUUUAUUAGUAAAAAAUUCUCCCAAUUGUGGUUAGCACAGCGCCUUCAAAAAUCCCACCCAACUCGCUAUCCCUCCCUCUGGUUUGGAGUUUGGACCAAAAACCAUAAACAAAAACAAAAACUUAUUUGUAGUAGUAGUUUUCAUCAAACUUCAAAAACCAAAAAUGUCUUCCUUCAAAACAUUUCUCUUCUCGAUCUCGUUCUUCUUCUUCACUCUUCGCGUUACUGCGAAUAUCACGAUCUGCCGGACUGCGAGAUGCGACGGCUCAUUAGAGGUUCACUUCCCCUUCCGGCUAAAAAACCACCAGUCCUCUCGCUGCGCCUACGACGGCCGGACCGGCCGGUUCGAUCUCGCCUGCAACAAACGGAACCAAACGGUGAUCAGAUUCGGUUCCGGAUCGGAGUUCUCCGUCGACAGCAUAAAAUACGAAGAACAGUCGAUUUCGAUCAACGAUCCGGACGAUUGCCUCCCGAGACGGUACUUGAACAAGGAAUUCAACAAUUUCACGAGCGAAACUUUCGCGAUCGAAGACAUGGAAAGCUACACGUUCCUCAAUUGCUCGUCGAAAGCGGCGACGCUGUAUUACCAUUUCGUCAGCCCUAUUUCCUGCCUCGGAGGUGGCGAAGACCGUACGGUCGUCGCCAUGCCAACGGCCUUCCUGAUGAACUCCCAAUCGGCUCCGCCGCCGAGUUCGUCGUUGAAUUCUGAUUCGCCGGCGCCGGCGCCGGCAACGGUGGAUGGUUGCUUGGUGAUGGGGAUCGCUCAGGUCGCGGUGUCGCUCCAAUCGGUUUCUUGGUUGACGAACCGGUUUUCGGAUCUCAGUAACAGUGUCCGGCUAACGUGGAGCGACCCGGACUGCCGCGAGUGCCUCGCACGCGACGGAGAGUGCGGGUUUCGGAGCAGUUCGACGUCGGAAAUCGGAUGCUUCCUUUCUUCAAAAGGGUCUAGUACCGGUCUUUCAAGAGGUGCAAAGUAUGGCAUUACCGUAGGCGUUGGCAUACCGGGACUCAUAUGCAUCAUUGGCCUAGCAAGCUACAUUUGCGGCAGGAUACGAGCUUGUGGGCGCCGCCGCCGGCCCUACUCGGACAACGCUAGUGCAGACACACCGGAGCCGGUAGUUGUGCUAUUGGGCUUCGAUAGGCCAACCAUUGAGUCAUUCCCAAAGAUCGAGCUCGGUGAAAGUAAGCGAUUGCCCAAGCCUAGUGACAACACUUGCCCAAUUUGUCUAUCCGAAUAUCAGCCUAAGGAAACACUAAGGACCAUACCGGAAUGCAACCACUAUUUCCAUGCUAAUUGUGUUGAUGAGUGGCUCAAAAUGAACGCCACUUGCCCAGUAUGUCGGAAUUCGCCAGAUGGUACUUCCUCUCGCGUUAGUCCUUCUACGUCAGUUUCUGUGUCGUCGUCUAAUUCCUUAUUGUCGUCGCCAUGAAAACUUCUUCUUCUUCUUCUUCUUCUUCUUCUUCUUCUUCUUUUUAUUCUUUAACCUUGCUUGUACAUAGUGUGCUUGGAGGUGAGAUAUUUUGGAUAAGAUAGUUAUGUCUUCUUCUUUUUAUUCUUUAACCUUGUUUGUACGUGGUGUGCUUGGAGGUGAGAUAUUUUGGAUAAGAUAGUUAUGUACUACACUACGAAUGUGGAUUCUUAGAUGAGUGGAACAAAGUUCUUUUCCCUUCCUUUGUAGGUUGGAUUGUGCAGUUGAGGUUGAAUGCCACAAAUUAAUUUUUCCUUAUGUUAUUGAAAUCCAUGGUUGAUGCCAA
Molecule: messenger RNA, 1774 nt
Organism: Morus notabilis
Lineage: Eukaryota; Viridiplantae; Streptophyta; Magnoliopsida; Rosales; Moraceae
Product: RING-H2 finger protein ATL20
Exons: 2
Coding region: 184-1449 (421 amino acids)
Molecular function (GO): polysaccharide binding
Source: RefSeq, a predicted model, not a curated record